Molecule: messenger RNA, 1741 nt
Organism: Gigantopelta aegis
Lineage: Eukaryota; Metazoa; Mollusca; Gastropoda; Neomphalida; Peltospiridae
Product: snRNA-activating protein complex subunit 3-like
Exons: 9
Coding region: 23-1144 (373 amino acids)
Biological process (GO): snRNA transcription by RNA polymerase II; snRNA transcription by RNA polymerase III
Cellular component (GO): snRNA-activating protein complex
Molecular function (GO): bent DNA binding; RNA polymerase II cis-regulatory region sequence-specific DNA binding; core promoter sequence-specific DNA binding
Source: RefSeq, a predicted model, not a curated record
AAUUACAAAUUUAAAUAACAAAAUGGAAACCUCCAGUGAUUUUCAAGUGUCUGAACUAAUAAAUGUUGGUAAUUUUAUUAAUGAAUGGGAUGACACGGCCCGUUCAUGUUGUCAGAAACUUGUAGAAGGGACGAAUCAACAGUAUGCACUGGCUAGAAGAAUGAACAUAACAGAAGAAACGGUAGACGAAUUGACAGAUGUUUGCAGUGUUGAUGCUUUAUUGACAGGGAAGGAACCACAGAAGGAAACUCUUUACAAACAGAUUCCUGAAGAUCUGGAUCUCUACUGUACAAGGUUUCAAAAAUAUGAACUGGAAAGGCGGAAAGAUUUUGGAUACAAACAGAUGGUUGCAAGGAACAUGAAGUACAGCUUGUCUGAAAAUAUAAAGUGCUCCGAUCACAGGCAGGAAGUGAUGACAAAAACUAAAUCACCCGUGCUGUGUCCCAACAUUGUCCUAACUGUUUGUGUUCACAGACCGUACAUUCCAGGACCUUACUCAAAACUGAGACAGGAUGACACAUUCCUGGUUCUAGGAACACAGAAGCUGACCGAGCUACGGGACGUGGUCACGUGUGUCAGUGACCUGUCUGUGGCGGGCGAUUUCAGCGACAAUCCGGAUUUGACCGCCAUCAGCAGUGCUAAGGAUAUUUUCAAGUCGGGCUUCUUUUUCAUGGAAGGAAUUUUUUAUGAUGAUAUGCGGGAUCCACUGAAUAUAAGAUACAGCAAAGAGAUUAUUGAGUGGGCAAGUGAACCGUCCCAUGGACAGAACACUUACGUAGCUAAAAACAUGGAAGAUACGCGGUUCUCCGAUCUCACUGUACGACUCGGACAGCCGUAUCUCUACAUGCAUCAGGGCAACUGUGAACACAUCAUCAUAAUUAGCGAUAUACGAUUACUGCACUCGUCAGACCCUCAUGAACUCCAGAGCUACCCAUUUAAAGUGCUGAACAAUCGCACGCGUAGAACAGUGUGUAGAGCAUGCAUGACAGGAACAGCAAGAUGGAUGGUUGAAAAAAGCCAUUUAACACCAGACAGCCCAAACUUUUUGUGUAACGUCUGCUUCAAAAUGCUGCUUUAUGACAAGAACAACAAAAAGAUUGGAAACUUUGAAGCAAAAAAGUUCUUUGACAGUGCAGUAAAAUAAGAAAUGUUGUGUGAAGUUGAAACUAAUUCUCAACAUAACAAAGACAACUUUGUUGAAGAAUGAUCUGACCACAUGACCGUAGAUCAGUGGAGGUCCAUGGUCUUCACACCUGCCUACCCAGGUGAUUCGGGAAACAGAAAAGAAUUGCUUUUCUAAAGACAGAGUGAAUCUUUAAAAAGUAUCGAGUUUUCUCAGAGGGCAGAAGGAACAUGAUUGGUGUUUAUACAGGAAUGGAAAUAAAUGUACUUGAAACAGCUGUCAUUAAAAAGUGGUUAAUGUUCCACCCAUUGCAAUAUAGAAAGCAUUUACAGUUGGCCCACAAUCUUCUACUACAGCAGUCUUAUUUUCCAGGAUGAAAUGCACUUUUUUAAAAGUUCUUACGGGUUUUUUAAAAUAUGCAUGCCGGUGUUUGAAUUGUCAUGUGACCUGUUUACCUUACUUGUCUGGGGCACAUCUUUCUUAUUCAUUCAUAUAGAAUCAUCAAACCUUGCAUGGAAAUAUUACUUGGGAAGGUGGUGUGUUUACAAAUUAGUGCAUAUUAAAGAAAAUAAUUGUCCAGGCCAUAUUUUCCUUAUUAAUAAACUGGUUUUGUGUACC